Molecule: messenger RNA, 4442 nt
Organism: Caenorhabditis auriculariae
Lineage: Eukaryota; Metazoa; Nematoda; Chromadorea; Rhabditida; Rhabditidae
Source: the annotation of a GenBank genome assembly
AUGCUCGUCCCGAGCGAUUCCGGUUCGUGUUACCGAAGUCCAAGAACCCUUUCCUUUCAAUUUCCAUGGAUAAAGUAGGAGACGUUUGUGCGUCAGAGCGUCUUUGGGUGUAAAAUCGUGAGAGAAAAAUUUUUUUUUGCUUUUGCACUACUUCCACUUCCUUCAAAAAUCUUCAACCAACUUAUCCAGACUCAAAACGUUCGAGCGAAACCUCCAUAUGGAAAAUGCAUCGACACCGAGGACGAUUCCACCAAUUAUUAUCAAGUUUGUGGAUUUCCUACAAUAUGACUUACUGACCAAUACUUGCUGACCAGGACUUCUGAUCAAUAUGAAACCUGAAAAAAAUUUCCAUUUCAAAAAAAAGUCAGUAGUUUUUGCUCAGAGAGAACCUCGUGACUCAAUAAAUUACCCCGGCUAGACUAGUCAUUAUCGCAACUCUGUCGUGCAAACUAAAUUGCGGGGUGUGAAACCGCAAUAAUUGAUAACUUUGUUUUACGUUUAGAACGCUGGAAACGUGGCAGAGUACGCAGAUUUGGGGAGAAAAAAGCGAGGGAUUUCGGAAUAUACGGAAAAUUAGCUUAGAUAAAGAUAUUUUGCCUCCAGGGAAAAAAAUUUCUAGAUUCUCAAGCUUUUUAGAAAAAUUUUAAUAUUCACAUGACGUAUUCAAAAAAAAACUGUCAGUUGAUGUUUCGACUUUUUCUCUCAGAACUACACAUACACGUUGGAAACGUGCUUCAACGGCUGCAAGCAACGAAAUACCGUCAAAGAAUGUGGCUGUGCAAAUCCACGAAUUAUGAAGGCCGAUGCCGACGUCUUGUGCACACCGACCGAGAGUAAUUGUAAGUUAAAACGUCUCGAAUUGAAAAAAAAAGAAGUGUGAUUUGGUCAGAAAUCCAGGCCGAAAUCGUUCAAGGAGCACAGACUAUUUUGGUAACGGUCUUGAGGCGAAAAGUCAAUUAAGCUGUUGAUUCAGGAAAUUUCCUUUUACUAAAAAAAAACCACAAAGAAAGAUUUGAACAAGAUCAGUAAUCGUGAUCCGCCCUCUUUUCUCUCAGCAAACCUUUGCUGUUAUUUUCAUGUUUCUAUGUCCUUGUCGGUGAGAGAAAAGAGAGCGCAGAAAGGUCAGAUUGUUUCGAGUCUCUGCGCCUCACCGACGAGGUCAGAGAAUCAUAAAAAUAACCCGGCAACAUGAGAGGGCCGCCGAGAGACGAAGAGGGCGUAGAGAAAAAAAAGAAGCUUAAAGAGUAUAUAAGACAUUCAAAAGUUCUUUUAAAAAUUAGAAAAAAAGAUUGAUGACUUCUCUGAAAUUGAAGUUGUGGUCCCAAAACCUAAAGGACUUGUAGAUUUCAUCUCAAAAUAAGCAACUUUAUCGAAGAAAGUUGUUCAGUGGCGUGUCUGCAGCACUUGAAGGGAGACCAGACCAACCAGACAGACCCCAACAUCGACAUUUUGACCGACUGCGGCUGCAACCCACCCUGUGACGAAAACUCCUUCAAGCCGACGGCUUCACUUUCCCGUUUCCCGGCGGAUAACUACUACGUCGCCACGGAUUCUGUCAAUGGCGUGGUUAGUCUUUCGAAGUUUUUUUUUAACUAGAUCACUAACAACUUGGUUAAAAAAAAAUUAGACGUCGAAAGUUGAAAUUUGGGUGGGUGUUGCGUACGGGGCCUUUUAGCGGGAAAUGCGAGCGCCUUUUAGACAAUUUUUUCUUCUCUUUGUCUGAUAGUUUUCCGAUAAUUCAUAAUUUUAUAAUAUUGAAGGAGCUUAGUUUAUUUCAAUUUCAAUUCCCUAACUUUAUUUUCGCAACUUCGGGAUGAUAUGGCGAUGUUGCAGAGAGGAAAAAAGACCACUAAGUGGAUUAACUAACCCUAAGAAAAAAAAAACAUUUUUUGUGAGAUAAGAAACCAUAAUAAGUUGAUAUUUAAACCGAGUUGAUUACGGCACAAAAAAACCUAUGAACUCUCCUAUGAACUCUUGAAAUAAUAUGCUCGACGCCGGCGCGCCAACAUUUUCUGCAUACACAUACUUUUAAAAAAUCGUUCGCGUUAGAAUUCUAUAUAGGAAAAAACAAAAUAACGAGCUUUGCUUGCGAUUUUCUCCACAACUUUUUGAGUUUUAUUGAAAAAUUCCUAAUAUUCCGCUUAAAAACACUCCAGUCACGCUAAGUAUUAUACUAUUCCUUUUUACUUCUAAUAUCCAAAUUCCAGGCGGGCAGCUGUGACGUCAGCAACACAAAGUUCCCAGUGAGCUAGGAAUUCUCAUACAAACAUCAAAACUUUUUUUCUAAUUUCAGUCCAGAACAGAUUGCCAAAAGUGGUACUCAACAAAUGGUCUAAUCAUCCAGGUCUUCUUCGAAACGCUCAGUUAUGAGCUCUACACGGAGAGCGCUUCGUAUGGGGUUGGUAUUACUGAAAUUUCAAUUUCAAAUUGGUUUAUUUUUCAAUUAUUCAAAAAAAGUUUUUUUGUAGCUAAAAAAACUUUUUUUAAAUCUGUGAAAUUUUGAAAGUUUGAAUUUUUCGUUGAAAUAGGCUUUCUUCCAGAUUUUCAUCUUCUUCCAAAAAAAAUAAUUUUACUUAGCUCAACUUCUCGACAAUUGGCUAAAAUCUCAAGUUCUAAAUUGAACAAAUGAAAAAAUCCUAGUUUUUGAGGAAUUUUACCUCCAAGAGAUAAAAACUAUCAAACUCCGUUCAAAUAAGUCUUUUUUUCUGACUUUUUCGCCCUUCUUCCUUCAAAAAAAUAAAGAGUUCAGGUGAAAACUUUCCGUACCUCCACCUAGUACAUCGAAGAUUAUUUUUAUCUAAUUAAAAAGAUUCCAACUGAAAAAAAUGGUUUUAAAAAGUCUAAGCUUGAGCCAAUAUUUUCAAAAAAAAAAUUUCAACAGAUUCCAAAAAGUCCAUGAAUAAUGUAAGCACGAAAAUCAACGAUUAAUAUUACUCCUGCACACACAAAAUCUUCGACUUAUUUUCCACUGACAUCACAAAAAUCCGCUUUUUCGCCAGUUUCUGAGAAGCUUUCUGAAGCUUUAGAGUUAUACAUUUCUAUACGAAAGGCAGAUAUCAGAAAAUAUAGGGGAAACGCUUCGAAAAUUUAGAUUUGUGGUCUGAAAACAGUAACGGAGUUCAGAGUGAAGGAAAACUUGACAGGAAAAAUGGAAAAAAACUCGAAAAAAUUUAAAUUUUCGACUUCCACGAUUUCAGCUUCUUUGUAACUAUUUCAGUUGUUCAAAAAAAACUUAACAAAAUAGUGUUGAAAUUUCAAAAUAUGAAAAAAAAAGUUGAAUGAAAUAAUUCAAAAUUAAAUACAUUUGCAGGUUUCGGAUAUAAUCAACGAUUUGGGCGGCCAAGCCGGCCUUUGGCUGGGAUUAUCAGUUAUUUCUGUUGUCGAGGUGGAGUUUCAUGCCGUGUUCAAAGUAAUUUCCGCGAAAUGCAAAAUGAUCUCUGACUCUCCAAAAUUUAGUGAUCUUUUCCUUUCUCUAACGGGUAUUUUGCAUUUCGCGGAAAUUACUUUGAAAACGGCAUCAAGCUUAAUGAUGGAAAAAGCUAACUUCCGAGUUAUGUACCGGAAUGAUAUAUUUUUUCUGACCUAAAGUGUCGCUCUAGCUCCGCCCCUAGUGGCGCGACGAACCAAUCAGAGAGCGAGUCAUUCACAGCCUUUUCGAAUGACGUCAUUGUACUUAACAUUCAAAAUCUGAACCAUUUUUUUUUCAUUGGAAAAUCCUACUGUAAGAAGUUAUUCAGUAAUUUGAGUAACUUGAAAACGAAAAAAAAAAAUAGGACCUGAAGAAUCUUUGAAGAUGGUCGGAUUGAUCCUGCUCUUAUUCGCGUUCUGCGUCUCUGGCGAUGCGAUCAAAAUUCGGCCUGAUGAGAAUGAUUUGAACAACGAUCAGAGGAUCAAGGCGGGUUAUUGUUCUGUGCAAACAAACUGAAAGUGAAAUUAAGGAUGUGCUUCAAUUUUGAAGAUUAAAACCGAAAUUUAUGUAUUCCUCGUUAAAAAAAAGUCAAAGAAUUUAGGAAAACAGCUAAUAAAGGACUUUUUUCUAGAGAAGGUGAGAAAGAGACGAUUAAUUGGAUCUUUUUUUUCCUUUCAAGGGCACUAAAAGUUUAAUUUAACUUUGUUCGCGUGAAUAAAAGCUCUUCGUGUAUGUAUGAAGAAGAAAAACACGACAUUUGGACAAAAAUCAUCGAAUAUCCUUUCCAAGCUCGAUAAAAUGAAUUUCAUUUUUGAGAUAAUCUUCAAAAAUCAGAAAGAUUUAUUUAACUGUUACUUUUUUGGACUCAAGCCAAAAUCAUUUAAAGUAAGAGAAUUUCACGGUCACUUUUUCAAAACAGUCAUAAAAUAAAUUCCAGGACGUGGACGACGUCCGGAAAGAAAUUGACCACAUCGAUAAGCGCCACGAAGAGAGCAACAACUUCGAAGAUUUAAAUGAGAAAAAAGGAAACUAA